AUGGCGCAGUAUUUCUUCGAUCUGCUAUAUAAUUUCACGGAUUGCAUGUGCUGCUUUCCCAGCACGCCGCAACUGAAGAUCAACAAUCGCAGCUUUAAAAUGCUGCGACUCCUAGACAAAUCAACCUCCGAACUCUUUGCGCUGAAGAAGAUCCGUUGUCCAUUCGGUCAGGAGUCCGUCUCGCAGGCCCUAAAGGAAGUGGAGGCAUACAACCUGUUUGCGAACCAGUCCAACAUCAUCCAUUCGAUCGAUCACAGCGUUGCGACCGAACCGGGGUCCAAGUUUCGCGCCGACGGGGGCGAUGCUGGCUCCAAGACCGUCUACAUUCUCCUGCCGUAUUACCAACGCGGGAACCUCCAGGAUGCGAUCAACGCCAAUCUAGUCAACCACACCCGCUUCCCCGAAAAGCGUCUAAUGGUGCUGAUCCUGGGAGUCGCCCAGGCUCUCCGCGCCAUGCACCAGUACCGGGUGAAGAGCGGUUCCGGAACCACGCGCAAGGCCAAGGCGGUUCGGCGGGAGGGCGCAGAGGCCGACGCGGAGAGGACGAUGACCAUGAAGCCCCAGCGAAGGGCCAGCCAAAAGGUUGCGGACGACGAGGAGGACGAGGAAAACGAGCCGUUGAUGGAUGACGAGGUCACCCAGAGUCAGCAAGGAAUUGCGGAUGGCCAGCUACGCCCCUAUUCCCACCGAGACAUCAAGCCUGGCAACGUAAUGAUCGAUGACGACGGUCGGAGCCCGAUCCUCAUGGAUCUGGGGUCCCUGGCGCCUAGUCCCAUUGCCAUCACGUCGCGGUCGUUGGCCAUCGCCGUCCAGGAUACCGCAGCCGAGCAUAGUACCAUGCCGUAUCGCGCCCCCGAACUGUUCGAUGUCCAGACGGGCUCGGUAAUCGACACCAAGGUCGAUAUCUGGUCGUUGGGAUGCACGCUCUAUGCCUGUCUGGUAGGCAAGAGUCCCUUUGAAGCGCGAAGCGAGGAGACCGGCGGGAGUCUGAGUAUGUGUAUCAUGGGUGGCGAUUGGCGAUUCCCCGACGAAAAGUCGGGCGCAAACAAGGGCAAGUCCAAGACGGGAGGCGGAGACGCCCAGCAGGCCGAUCCCGCGACCAUCAGCGACCCCGUCAAAGAUGUUGUCCGGAAGUGCUUGCAGGUGGAACCUGCCGACCGACCAGACAUCGAUGAACUCAUCCAGCUCAUCGAAAACGCCAUCAAGGAUCUUCCGGACGACGAUGGGAUCUCAGGUAGCUCCCAUGGGGGCAAAUCGGACAUUGUUCUCGUCCCUGAACCGUCUAAUGAUCCUGACGAUCCGCUCAAUUGGUCGCCUCGACGGAAGCUGUUAUCGACUAUUUGCGUUACUGGGCUUUCAAUACACACGCUGAAUGAGGGUACUGGUUUUUUUUUCUUGCUUGCGGGUUGGGGACUGCUAUUUUGGCAGCCGUUUGCACUGCAGUAUGGGAAGCGGUUGACGUUUCUGGUUUCAUUGAUUGGGGUUAUAGGGUACAGCAUACUGACGAACAGGCCAUUUGUGCAAAAUAAUGGACAGUGGAUAGGACGAAGCAUACUGGCGGGCUUCUUUACAGCCCCAAUUGAAGCCCUCCCAGAGGUCGCCGUGACCGACGUGUACUUCACGCACGAGCGCGGGACCUAUAUGGGUCUUUAUGCCUUUUUCCUAGCCGGAAGCAACUACUUUGCGCCUGUGAUCUGUGGCUUCAUCGCCGAGCACCAUGGGUGGGAAUGGGUCUUUUACUGGCCGGCAAUUUUCUGUGGCUUUGCGUUUGUGUUUCUGUUCUUCUUCAUGGAGGAGACCAACUAUGUGCGCCAGAUGGAAGUACCCGAGGAAACCCCCGAUGAAUCUCCAGCUCUACCAGAGCCGACUGAGAAGGAGAAACCUGUUCCUGUUGACACGACGCAGGGCGAUGCGGAACGAGGAGUAGUGUAUAAUAAGAGAAGCUACCGUGAGAAGCUCUCCGUGAUAGGGGCCCGACAGCCGAGAAACAACAUGUUUCGACGGUUCUACCAGACGCUGUAUUACUUGAGUUGGCCAGUGGUUUUCUACGCGGGAUCCCUCUUCACCGGCCGCUUCAGCGACUGGCUCACCAUCCGCCUGGCUCGACGCAACAACGGAAUCAUGGAAGCAGAGCACCGUCUUUGGCCUUUUGCAGCCUGUCUACUACUCGUUCCUGGAUCCUUACUUCUGUGGGGCGUAGGAGCAGCACACGAAGUGCACUGGUUUGGGCUAUUGGUGGCUAUGUGUGUAUUGGCACUGACCAACACGUGUGGCGUGACUCUGAGCGUGAACUAUCUGGUGGACAGCUACCGGGAGCUCAGUGGUGACGCCAUGUCGAGUAUUAUCUUGGUUCGCAAUACGAUGUCGUUUGCUGUUGGCUAUGGGAUCACACCGUGGAUCGAAAACCUCGGGUACCAGGAUUGUUUCAUAUCGGCUGCGUUUGUCGGCCUGGCCUGUUCGGCUGUCUUCCUCGUCAUGAUCAAAUGGGGCAAAGGGUGUCGUAUUCGCAGCCGCGAGAAAUACUGGGCUAUCGUACAAGAGAACCAAGCGAAAGGGAUGGGCCAUUGA
Aspergillus candidus is the source of this 2568-nucleotide messenger RNA. RefSeq names its product MFS general substrate transporter. Gene Ontology annotation, molecular function: ATP binding; transmembrane transporter activity; protein serine/threonine kinase activity. The transcript is spliced from 9 exons. Gene Ontology annotation, cellular component: Golgi apparatus; cytoplasm. The coding region runs from base 1 to 2568 and encodes 855 amino acids. NCBI's taxonomy places the organism in Eukaryota, Fungi, Ascomycota, Eurotiomycetes, Eurotiales, Aspergillaceae. The record is from RefSeq and is a predicted model, not a curated record. Gene Ontology annotation, biological process: protein phosphorylation; transmembrane transport; vacuolar protein processing.